AUUUUUUUCUAGCAAUUAGUAACAACGGCUAGAAAAUUUAAAAAGGAUACAUAGGCGUUGGUUUUCACAUCCGCAUCAUUGUUCAUGUUCCUCCAUAAUUGAUCAAUCCUGUGCCCGUAGAGAAAGAACACAGGAACUUGGGGGCGAGAGAGAGAGAGAGAGAGAGAUGGUGGUCCUUGGGUUCGACGAGGUGGCGACCGUAGACGCUAAAGAAUGAGAGACGCAAUCCUCAUCUUUACAUUUUUCUGUCUUUGGCACUUUGCUAUUACUGAGCUUUGAGGCAUUUUUGGCUCUCUCUCAUGAACAAACAAAGAGAAAUGGCUUCCGGAGUUGUUUAUACUUUGCAACCCAGAGGCCCAGAGAUAGGGAAAAGGGCUUCAACGGUUCUUAUGGGAGAUGUUUUGAGGACAAAUAACCGAGUCUUUUUGGUCUCCCUGUCUUCUUUAUUUGGAUUGUCGUCUCUUGUGGACGGACUACUCAAGGUCGUUUUGUUCGAUCAAAUAAGUCCAGGAGCACCAAGCGGGAGGCUGGGACUCCCUCUGAAUUUUGUAGUCGGCGAGGAUUUGGCAGGUCGACAACCUUCGACCCUUGCAACUGGGGAGGAUGACCUCCACCGACCCAUUGUAGUCGGCGAGGUGACUGCACAAGCGCCCGAUGUAGAGGGUUCGGUGGAUGUCAUUAUCCCAUUUGGCCAGGCUAAACAUGGGGGGGGGGGGGGGCCACGUGGAAGCCAUCAGCCAGGUUGUCAAGCGUUUGUCUUGCUUCUUCCACGAGGGUUCCUCUCAUCUGGCAACCUUAAUUAUGGACGUCAAAGAGGCCGUUGAGCAAGAAAACCAAGCCGUUCGCGCGAUGACCCAGACUGCCCUACGGCACGCUCGCGACGAGAGGGACGAGAGGGAACGACUGGAGCAAGAGUUAAGGAGGGUAGGACUUGCAUUGGAGGAGGGUAGCAAGAAAACUAAGAAGCUAGCUGCCGUCAGAAGAGGCUAAAGGAGAAGGUGAGAGGGAAGAUGCCCAGGGGAUGGGGGCUUGGAGUGAUUUAUCUCAAGUGCAAGACAUCACGUACCGCCUGGACAGCCAGCUAAAGUUGCUAGUGGGCAUUCGCGAUACAGCGUGGCACAUGGGUGUUCCGAGGGCCUUGGGUCGAUGUGAGAUCACAUUUUGGAGAGUUCGCAACUAUUUUUCAAACUUUCGAGAAAUAUUUGCGGGAUCUUGACCUUACCCAAGGUUUUGUUGACAGAGAAGCCUUUGCGUUUGCCCGUAAGCUGGGUAUGGACAUGGGUAUGGACAUGAUCCCUAAUGCUUUUACGGGUCCUAACUUCCUGGCCACGUCCAAGUCUACUCCAGAACAUGGCAACCCUAAGCUUGAUGCCCCUGAGGUCGACACUCUUGAUGGCGAGGUCUCUGAGCGUGGUGCUAGAUGUUACCAUGUCCUAGCUUCUCUGCGCCAUUGCUGUUAUUUUAUUUUCCUCUUCUUUAUCUUUCUUUUUGUAAAUGUAUAUAUACAUGUGCGUUGUUGCCUUGCGGCUUGUAUAGUUUUUGAUCAUUAAUGAAACUGCCUUAUAC
This is a messenger RNA of Juglans regia (Persian walnut), 1566 nucleotides long. RefSeq lists its product as uncharacterized. The record is from RefSeq and is a predicted model, not a curated record. NCBI's taxonomy places the organism in Eukaryota, Viridiplantae, Streptophyta, Magnoliopsida, Fagales, Juglandaceae. The coding region runs from base 300 to 824 and encodes 174 amino acids. The transcript has 4 exons.